AAUGGACAUUGAGAUCAAGGCGUACAUUACACUUGUUUUAAUACACCUUGGAGUUGGUCUCUACUUUCUAUGGGCACUAACACCGGAACGCGUUAUAAAUGCCUAUGGAAUCACAUAUUACCCAUCGAAGCACUGGGCAGUUGCUUUACCUGCAUCUUUGAUUAUCAUCGGGCUAACAGCUGCUUUUUACAGUUACUUUAGUGAACGGUCAAUGCUACCACCGCUGAAUUCAAGAACUGCGUUCGUAGAUCCCGUUGUACAACUUGAAAGUGAAGUGCAGAAAAGGAAACCACUGUAUGAUAUACCACUGGAAGUUGUAAACCAGAAACUUUAUCAAUAGGCACUGUU
Babesia bovis T2Bo is the source of this 348-nucleotide messenger RNA. Its product is annotated as phosphatidylinositol glycan class P family protein. The record is from RefSeq and is a predicted model, not a curated record. Lineage: Eukaryota; Apicomplexa; Aconoidasida; Piroplasmida; Babesiidae. The transcript has 4 exons. The coding region runs from base 2 to 340 and encodes 112 amino acids.